GCAAACUCCACGGGUCCAUUAAAGUGCGUAUAGGCAUUUAAAAGGGUGUACGGCUUAUUUAUUUCUUAUUCCAAUUUUGGUCAUUUCUCGCUGACCACAGAUUAAAGAUUUCCCAUGGCCACGGUAAAAUCACAGUCAGGAUCAUGUGGUGGACAGAAAAGAAUAUCGAAAAUGGUGUCGAAAAGAAAGGGAGGUCUAGCAGGUCAAAAUCUGCUCCAUGCUCUUCUCCCAGGGGCCAGAAUAGACAACGACAACGGAGGGAAAAUAUCCAUCAAUAUGGGCUUCUCCCGUGAGUUCGUGGUUUUUAAUGUAGGGGGCACGAAGUUCGAAACCUACAGGUCAACACUAUACAGCCAGCCGAACAGCCCGCUUGCAAACGACACAUUUUUGAAACGCCAUUACAAUGAGGAGAGGAAGGAGUAUUUUUUUGAUCGUGAUCCGGAUGUGUUCAAGGCCAUAUUGAAUUACCUUCGGACUGGCGAGUUACACCUGCCCUCCUUCAUUUGUGGUCCUGCGGCAAGGGAAGAACUCAUAUACUGGGGUGUUAAUGAUGACGUCAUACAGAGAUGUUGCUGGUCCCAUUACAACAGCUGGAACUCCACACUGGAGGCGCUGAUGCAGCUGGAAAAGGACCGUAAAGGAUCCAUGGAUGAGGACAUAAGUUCACAGGUCAGACCGAAGACCUUCUGGACUAAAUUACAAAACAAAGUUUGGAGGAUCUUGAACAAGCCGAACUCCAGCAGAACUGCCAAGAUACACGGAUACCUCUCCCUGAUGUUUGUAUUGGUGUCAAUAGUCAGUUUUGUGGUCGAAACACAUCCUGCAUUUGACAGCAGAAUAAAUAUUCCAAAACCUGGAUCUGGAGGUGUUUCACAAAACACGACGUUAGCAGAAAAUACCACUUCGAGAAAUUUUUCUUCCAAUAAAAAAAAUGUGGAUUAUCUAUCGGUGAAAGUGACACAUCCUGCUUUCACUGCGAUAGAUAUUUCAUGCCUGGCAUUCUUUACCCUAGAUUACAUUAUCCGGUUUAUAUUUGCCAGAAAGAAAUUCGGAUAUCUGACGUCAUUAAUGGGCAUGGUUGAUAUUUUGGCAAUUAUUCCCGAUUAUGUACAAUUCUUCGUUUAUGCAAUUCACCCAGAAAUGCGAUAUGAAGGAGAUAUUGAUUACAUUGCAAUACUUAGGGUUGCCAGGGUUUUGCGGAUCUUCCGUUUAAUCCGCCAUGUUCCGGGGCUUUGGAUUUUGGUAUACACCCUGAAGUCGAGUUUAAAAGAACUGCUUUUAAUGAUAGUCUUCCUCCUAGUUGGAAUGCUUAUAUUCUCUUCAUUAAUCUACUUUGUUGAUGACAGAAAAACAUUCAAGAGCAUUCCGCAUAGCUUCUGGUGGAGUUUGAUCACCAUGACAACGGUUGGUUACGGAGACAUGUACCCUGUCACGGAGCUCGGUUACAUAGUUGGAUCCUUUACAGCAUUAUCUGGGCUUUUAAUGAUCGGUUUUUCUGUUCCGGUUCUAGUUAAUAACUUCAUCAUGUAUUACAAGCACUUGGAGUUCGCGAUGAACAAAGAAGAAGCGAAUGAAAAUGACGAAAGCAAUGAUAGAGGGGAUGAGAAAUCCCCGUGUAAUAACAAUUCUGCAGGAUGAACUGGUUAAAGGCAGUAAAUUGAAUCGAUGUUAGAAAUAACUGACCAUACUAUCUAUAAAUAGAUUUCGAUGUCAGGAAAGGGUAUUUCACUACCUCUGGAAUGGUUCUCACUGAUUGCAUUGUGUUUGUGUGUUUGAAUUUUUCUUGUUUCGUUUGGUUAUACCCAAAAUGGCAUUGAAGAUGAUCACAAAUGCAUUUAUCAUAUGAGCUUGAUUCUGAUGGGAGACAAUUUCAAUCAUUGCUGAUAUAGCUUAAGGAGCAUCGUUCCUCUGAUGAGAAGAUAUCGUUUUAUUAGAUCUACAUCUUAACACUUUGUCAUUGUAUAGUCCUAUUGCAUUUUCUCUUAGAUCUCUUGAAAACAACUGUACAUUAACUGUAUUGGUGGUGGUGUAAAAUAACGUGUACUGUUAGUUGCUGUGUUAAUGGAAAAUUCUAAGUCUGAACACAAGAUUUAACAGAAAGGAAGUAGAGGUUGUUAAUGGGGAAUGUAUAUCGGUUUUUAAUAAUUAUUUAGAUAAAUACUACAACAAUUAUGCUCUCUUAUUUAAAAGUAAAACUGGAUUACCUAAAUAAAGCUAUUUGUCAUUUACGUUUUAGUGUGUACAGUCUGGGAUUUCAUUAGACUAUAUGAGCACUAAUGACAGGUCAUUUUAUUUCUUAAAACAUGACAGAGAAAAUAGCAAAUUCGAGCUUUAAAUGUCGCCACAUUACUUGAAACUUGUUCAUGAAAUAAAUAAACAGGCCCCCAAGAACAUAAACUGAGAAUAGACUUAAGUCAAAAUUUUUAUUACUUAUAUCUUAAUAUUUAUGUAAUUGUAAUUAAAAGAUUUAUAUAACGUCCUAUCAACAUUAGUUCACUAAAGCGCGUUACAAAUGUGAGAGAAAAAAUAAUAUAAAAUCGAUGUGCACAUACAUGUGAAUAAAAUAUUCAUAGUGUCAGAAUUAAAAUGCAUAAUUAUUAUUUAUUUUUUAAAACUAUAUAUAUAUUUUAUUUGGAAGCAUACAAUUUUGGUUGGGAUAAAAUAUCCUAGGAUAUUCCCUCUUAUUCAUCACCUAUGGUGCCAGGAGCCCAUUGGAUUAGAUGUAUUUCUUUUUUAAUUACAUACGUAUACACACACACAUACAUACAUAUACACACACAUACAUACAUACAUAUAUAUAUAUAUAUAUAUAUAUAUAUAUAUAUAUAUAUAUAUAUAUACACGUAUACAUAUAUAUACACACACAUAUAUAUAUUUAAAUCAUACACUAUAUUACUUUUAAGAAAAUUAAUAUAUAAGACACAUACAUAUGCAUACAUAUAGAUAUACAUUCAUAUACAUAAAUUCGAUAUUUAUAAUACUAUAACAAAUAUAUAUAAAUAUGGUAGAGGUAUUUUUCAAUAAGCCAUGCUGCCUAUGAGGAACAGCCUUAAACACACAAUGUCCAUAUUUUCCCCUUCAGGCAGCUCCACUGAAGGACAGACUCCUUCAGAUAAUCUGACUAUUUUUUAUCAUUAUCAUCACAAAGUCAUAGAAAUAUCAUAAAACCAUUUAUAAUUGAAGUUGAAAUUCAAUGUUUUAUAAGUCUCAUAUUGGUACAUUAAGUUUGUUUUUACAAAUAGGAAAUGUCAUUAAUAUUUUCUUCUUUAUUUUCAUAUCUUAACUUCAUCUUUAUUUUAUAUAUGUAAUAAGCUGUAUAUGAUAAUAAAUGAUUUAUUGAA
Messenger RNA from Ostrea edulis (European flat oyster), 3341 nucleotides. Its product is annotated as potassium voltage-gated channel protein Shaw-like. The transcript is spliced from 4 exons. Lineage: Eukaryota; Metazoa; Mollusca; Bivalvia; Ostreida; Ostreidae. Gene Ontology annotation, biological process: protein homooligomerization; potassium ion transmembrane transport. Gene Ontology annotation, molecular function: voltage-gated potassium channel activity; protein binding. Gene Ontology annotation, cellular component: membrane; voltage-gated potassium channel complex. The record is from RefSeq and is a predicted model, not a curated record. The coding region runs from base 115 to 1638 and encodes 507 amino acids.